AUGGCUACCAUCAGCAGAACACUGCUGCUUCUCCCGGGUCACCGUCGGAAGUUAUUCACCGCCUCCGGCCGUGGUGAUGGACUGUUGCGCGUGUUCGGUUGCACGAGGAAGCUUUCUACGAUGGAAGGAACCACCGAUAAGCCAACGGAUCAUCCGAUCGUGGAGCUUCCGGGGCUGGGAAAACUGAAAGGUUCCACGACACGUGGGGCCUGGACGGGUGUGAACAUUUAUCAGUUUUUAAACGUACGUUACGCCGAACCCGCGAUGGGUGAGCGUCGUUUUAAGCCCCCGGUUCCGGUGCAACCGUGGGACGGUGUAAUGGAUGUGUCCGAACCGAAGCUAGGCUCACCGGUGUACAAGCGCAUGAAGCUGCUGACGGAGGAACAACGGGCAGAAAAUCUGGAAGAUUGUAUCAAUCUCAACGUAUUCACGAAAGACCUUAGUGGCCGCAAACCGGUCAUUGUGUAUGUGCAUGGUGGUGGGUUUUAUGAUGGAGCGAUUUACCACUAUCCCCCGAAUUACAUCAUGGAGAAGGAUGUGGUGCUGGUGGUGCCUCAGUAUCGGCUCGGAGUGCUAGGAUUUUUGUGCUCCAACACGAAACAAAUCCCGGGCAAUGCGGGCGUUAUGGAUGUGGUGAUGGCGUUCGAGUGGGUCCAGAAGUAUAUUAGCCAUUUCGGAGGUGAUCCACAGCAGGUAACUGCGAUGGCACAGUCGUCCGGUGCAGCAAUGGUUUCGAGCAUGACAUACAGCCCGCUGGUGGACACGGAGAAAUUAUUCAAGCGGUUAAUACUGCAAUCGGGCAACUGUCACGGUUCGUGGGUGUGGGAUCGCAGUCCGGAGCGUAACUGUCGCGAUAUAGCCGGGUUCGCUGGUUUCGAUCGUAAAGCACCGCUGGAGGACGUCGAACGGUUCCUGAUGCAGCUGGACAUUUUCAGCCUGAUGAAAGCUUUCACACAACACUAUCGUCUGCGAACUCCAAACGGUACGGAUACGAUCGGCGGUGCCCGUAUGGUUUUUAACGAUCCGAAUGGACUGUUUCCGGAAAAUCCCUACUUCAUCAUGCGCAAAGGAGGUGGAAGGAAAAAUAUGCCCCUGCUCACCGGUGUCACACGGCACGAUGGAACGUUUGCAUUUUUGGAGGUGUUUAACAUUCUUCUGUUUAAGAAACUGAUCGGUGAUCCGCACAUUACCAUACAUCGGAUGGUGGACGAGGUGAACCAGGUGCUGGGAGUUGAUGAUCCGUCCUGCACUAUUCGGACGCUUGCAAUGGCCCAGUUCUUCACACAUGAACAACUUGCUUCCGGUGAUUUAAGAAAACUUCUGGCAGGCUUCUGUGAUCACACAGCCGAUGUUUUGCUUAAAGGACCCGUGUUAAAGAUGGCGCAGAAUAAUGCGAUGUAUCUGCCCGACCAGACGUACCUGUACAGCUUCGACUACGCUGGCGAACACACGCGUUUCGGGUAUGGCGGUGACACUUCGGCCAUACCAUUCGAUGGCGGCGUACACCACUCGAACGAUCUGAUGUAUCUCUUCCCGUACCCACCGACGGCGGCUAACCUGAACGAGCAAGAUACGUCCGUUGCGAAGCGUAUGGUUGACCUGUGGACAUCGUUUGCCAUCCAUGGCAAGCCGGAAGCGGAUGAUGUGCCUACCUGGCCACCGAUGAAUAAUGUGCUCGGACCCUAUCUCAAGAUUAACAAACAGUUUACCGUUGCACAGGACUUCAGGGAAGAAUUUACCGUCGCGAUCAAAAAUCCGUCCGAGAUUGAGAAGAAGAAGAAGGGUAACAAAACUCCAGUAGAUAAGUAG
Anopheles maculipalpis is the source of this 1809-nucleotide messenger RNA. Its product is annotated as glutactin-like. Lineage: Eukaryota; Metazoa; Arthropoda; Insecta; Diptera; Culicidae. Bases 1 to 1809 code for a protein of 602 amino acids. The transcript is spliced from 4 exons. The record is from RefSeq and is a predicted model, not a curated record.